Molecule: messenger RNA, 2979 nt
Organism: Odontomachus brunneus
Lineage: Eukaryota; Metazoa; Arthropoda; Insecta; Hymenoptera; Formicidae
Exons: 9
Coding region: 34-1269 (411 amino acids)
Biological process (GO): detection of chemical stimulus involved in sensory perception of smell; sensory perception of smell
Cellular component (GO): plasma membrane
Molecular function (GO): odorant binding; olfactory receptor activity
Source: RefSeq, a predicted model, not a curated record
AAGCGUUCAGUAGGUCUUUGACUGUUAUUCGGAAUGGAGUUCCUCGAGGAGUAUUAUAAAUUCAAUCGCAUUCUUCUAUCAGUGACUGGUCUUUGGCCAUAUGAUAAUAUCAAAGUUAGACAACUGCGAUUCAUACUAUUAUUAUUGAUACUGUUAUCCCUUAUGAGUGCUCAGUUGCUGAAAUUAUUUGUUUCGAAAUACCAGCCCGAUAUAGUUCUAAAAGUGUUAUGUUUCAAUAUCGUUAUAGUAAUAAUGACACUAAAGUACAUCACGUUUUAUGCUAUUGCGGACAAAGUAAAAAUAUUUCGAAAGUAUCUCUUGGAUAAUUGGAGCAAUUUAACCGACAAUCAAGAAAUCCAAAUAAUAUAUAAGCAAGCUAAGAUUGCAAAAACCUAUACGAUAUUUAUAACAACGUUCGUUUAUUUCAUAAUUUGUUCGUGCAUUAUAGUGCAAUAUCUUCCCAAUUUAUUUGAUAUCAUCAGGCCAUUGAAUGUGUCUCGUUCGCGCCAAGAAAUCAUUCUAGUCGAAUAUUUUAUUGAUCAACAGAAAUAUUUUCAUAUCAUAACAAUGAACAUAAAUAUUGCAUUAUUCACCGUAGGAACUACCGGAUUAGCUACCGAAACGUUCCUAUUAGCAAACGCAUUAUGUGCUUGUGGAAUGUUUCAAAUAGCUAGUUAUCGUAUGAAAAAUAUAUUAAACGGAAAUGAACUACAGAUAUGCGCUACUAAGAAAUAUACCGCAUUUCGUGAUCGAAUAAUAGCUGCAGUGGACAUACAUAAACGAGCAAUUCAAUAUUGUGAACUCUUAAACAAAAAUUUUGGAUUUAUAUACUUAUUCUCAUUUUUGGGAGUCGUAAUUUCAACAAGCAUCAAUCUGUUUUACGUGCUUCGAAUAAUACCGACAAAAAACAUAUUAGACAUUGUUCUGCAUAUUUUGCUUAUAAUCUUGCAUCUGAUGGCUUUGAUCAUAGCUAAUUAUGCCGGACAGCAAUGUAUUAAUUGCGACUCACAUGUAUACCGAACGAUAUGUAACACGCGAUGGUACAAUGCUCCCUUAAAGACGCAAAAAUUAAUCCUCUUCUUGAUACAGAAAACUACAAAAUGUUACAAAAUAAACGCAGGUGGUAUGUUUAGUCCGAGCUUUGAAGGCUUAGCCACGGUAAGAAAUUCGGAAAUUGAUAUUAACACAAUAAUCAAACAGCUAAAGAAUCCUUUUUUUCAGGGCUUGAGCAUGUCUGUCUCUUAUUUUAUGGUACUUUACUCUAUAUAAAUAAAAUAUCAAAUACAUUGCAAAUAACAUAGUGUUAUUACUUGUCUUUGACAUAUGAUAUUAAUGUUAACAAUAGCGUAAUAAAUAAUAGAAUUAUUUAAAUAUAAAUAAGCAAAUGUAUAAAUUAUUUUACACAUUUGUUGCACACUAAAUUUCGAAGUUCUUUCGUUUAGUCAUUUUAUAUAUUGCUGCUGCUAUAUCGUACGUACGUAUAUACAUACACAUAUAAACACACGCGAUUUUAUCACCAAAAUUUUUCGAUUACUUAAAAUUUUUUAAUUGGACAUAUAUUUAAUCAAGUCAACUUCUCUACACGAUGUUUGUAUUAUUUAAAAGACGGUAAUCUGUCGAUGAUUACUUACUCAUAAUUUGGCUAUUCUCUAUACUGUUGGCCAAAAGUUCGUGGAGACAAAAUAUUUGAACCGAAACACUAUAUUCGCUGUUCAAUUCGUAAAGGAGUGGUAAGUCUUUUCGAUGCAACAUUCUAUUCUCUACUGUGCCUGCGUCCUUUUGAAGAAGGUGAAAAAAAGGAAAUAUUGAAGUGCACAUUAUAACUGAAAAUUACGACAAUUUAGCAAUUUUCAUCUAUCUUCUCAACAAAAAACAGUAUAGCUUAAUUUCCAAAUAAUAUAAUUUUUCUCUUUUCAUUGCAAAUUAUUUUAAAUUACACCAUUUUAUGUGCAUAUAAGUUACUCAUUCAUUUUAAACUUUAAGUGUAGGCUAUACACCUUCAUUAGUCAUGUAAGCACAGAAAGGGACGGGAAAGCAAUUUCUAUAGACCACAAACGUUCAGUAACAUUUCGACUGCCACACGAGAUGGAAUUUCCCGAGGAACAAUACUAUAGAGUCAAUCGCAUUCUUUUGUCAUUGGUAGGGCUUUGGCCAAACGAUAGUAACAGAGUCAGACGGAUUUCAGUUAUAUUAAUGACACUGGUAUGCACAUCGUAUAUACUUAUUCAGGUAUUCGCAUCGAUCCAGUUAACGUAUUUUGUACAUUUUAUCGCGGAAUUCUACUCGUAUGCGUUUAAAAAUAAUUUUGUUUCCGUACGUCUGCACCUACGUUCAUUAUCCUACAACAUGCAAUGUUACUCAUCGUCGCAAUUUAUUAUUUUAUAUGGCUAUUAGAAAAUAUAUGCGUAUAAGAAUUGUAUUAUUCGAUAUCUAUAUUAUAUAACUGGACAUUUGUACAAAAUGUCUUGCACAUAACUCACUAUGUGUAUCAUAAUAAAGGUACAAUUGUUAAUCCAUUUUUCAGUUGCUGAAAUUAACCUUUUGGGAAUAUAAUCUCAAGCUUUAUCUUCAGAUGUUAUGCUUUGAUUUACUAUUUGCACAGUGGAAUUUCAAAUACUUUACUUUUUACAUUGCUAUGGAAAAUGUAAGACCGACAACAAAUUAAUCUGAAAUUAACUGAGUUACGUGCAAUAAUAUUUACCACAUAUUGUACUAAUAGAUAAAAAAGUUGCGAGAACAUAUUCGAAGUAAUUGGAGCAUUCUUAAGGACAAUAAAGAGAUUGAAAUAAUGCGCAAACAGACUAACGUUGGAAGAAUAUCUACGCUUCUUAUAGCAGUAACCGUCAGUUCAGGAAUUAUCAUCCUAAUAUUAAUAGAUUAUAUCAAUAAUUCUUUCCUUAUCAUAACACCACUGAAAGAAUCUCGUAGGCGUCCAAUUUUAAAUAUGACAGAAUAUUUCGACCAGCAGAAAUACUUUUA